AUGACAGUAGAAACUUGGAAGCCCUUAGAAGUUGUAAUCCUUGGAGGGGGGUUGGGGGGUCUCUCAUGUGGAAUCGCCUUGAGAAACAAUGGCCACAAAGUUAGAAUAUAUGAAAGGUACGAUUACGCUGGUGAAGUGGGAGCUUCUUUAUCUUGUGCAUCUAAUGGAGGAAGGUGGCUCCAUGAUUGGGGAAUUGAUCCUUUGGAUUCUAAGCCAGUAAUUUUGAAGAGAUUGAUAAAACAUAAUUGGAAUACGGGUAACAUAACCGAUGAAUAUGACUUGGGAGAUUAUGCUGCGAAGUUUGGAUUUCCCUAUUACAAUUUCCAUAGAAUUGAUCUUCACACAGUUUUAAUGGAUAAAGCAACUUCAAGCGAAGGAAAAGGAGAGCCUUGCGAAUUAAUUUUGAAUCACAAGGCAGUAAACAUAGACUAUGAAAAAGGGCAUAUUGUAUUUGAAAAUGGCGAAGAAACAUCCGCUGACUUAAUUGUUGCAGCGGAUGGAAUUCGUUCUUUAACUAGGGAACAGCUUGGGCUAGUACCUAACUUCAAGCUCGCAGAUUCAUCGUGCAUUAGGGUCCUUUUUGACACCGAAAAAGUGAGAAGCAAAGGACUCCAAGACUUUUCCACUAAUGACGCAAUUGAAUUUUGGGGAGGUGAAAAUAAAUACAAAAUUGUCCUCUCUCCUUGCUCUAAUAAUGAGGUGGUAUCUUGUUAUUGUUUCUUUGACGCAGGAAAAGAAGAUUUAGAUAGCGGUUGGAACAAUACUGUAUCCAUUGAAAAGCUAAAUGCAUCCUUACCAAAUUUGGAUCCAAAUUUAAAGCGACUUUUCAUAGAAUGUGGAUAUGAUAUUAAGCAAUGGAGAUUAUACAUCCAUCAGCCAUUACCUUUUUUCUAUAAUACAAGUCAAGAUGGAUUAAAGGGAACAGUCUUAUUAGGGGACGCUGCUCAUCCAAUGAUGCCAGAUCAAUCCCAAGGUGCGGUUUCCGCGUUUGAAGAUUCUGGAGCUCUUGGUUAUAUAUUUUCUAAGAAAUUCAAUCUCACUGUUAAGCAAGGCUUGAAAAUUUAUGAACUAGUGAGAAAGCCUAGGGUGACAAAGAUCCAAGCAGCAUCUUUAAGGGCCCGCGAAAAUCUUAACGAGAGAAUUGGAUGGAGCACAAAUUCACUUAAAGAUGUAAAUAAGUUGACCAUUGAGGAAGUGUGUGGCUAUGACAUGAAAUCUCAUAUCGACGGAUUAAUUGAAAAAGAGAAAUUCUAG
Molecule: messenger RNA, 1254 nt
Organism: Priceomyces carsonii
Lineage: Eukaryota; Fungi; Ascomycota; Pichiomycetes; Serinales; Debaryomycetaceae
Exons: 1
Coding region: 1-1254 (417 amino acids)
Molecular function (GO): monooxygenase activity; FAD binding
Source: RefSeq, a predicted model, not a curated record